AUGGCUUCCUCCAACCCUCGUCGUAGGACUCCGGCUACUCGUUCCGGUGAAGCUGGCGACGCCUCUCUUAAGACUUCCAUGGCUCUUCGCAAGGGCGCCACCUUCCACUCUCCAUCACCAUCAACGUCGUCGUCACUUGACGACCUCGACUUCACACCUCCACGUCUAUCCCGAUCUCAGAGCCACAUGGACGACGUCGUCGACGCUAAUCGUCGCCGUAUCGCACUGGCCUUGAACGAGUUUGACGAAGCCCUGUCCACCAAGGCUGAAGGCCUUUCCCUCUCCUCAAAGCAGGACAACAUCGAUGCUCUUCGAGACACUGGCCUCCCCGUACCUCGUGGCUUCCUUGAGUUGCCCCUUAUCGACCCGAAAUCGAUGGCCAAGGAACAAGAGAAACGAACACUCCGUCCUCGAUCGACUCGACGGACACACCGCCACACCUCUGACAGCGGGCUUGGCUCUUCGCUGGCCUCUUCCAGCGAUACCCUCGCUGACAAGAAGGGCAGCCCUCAAACAACCGCUACUGCCAUAACUCGUUCAGCAGCCGCUCCCAGUAUGGAGAAUCUUCCCUCGCUCGGCACCAAGGCCGUGCACCGCAUUCACGAACAUCUUCUUGGACCCCUCCUGGAGAAAUCCACCCUUAGAGACUUCAAGCCUAUUGUGCUUGAUGUACCCCGUCGUAUCCGAUCAAAAGAGAUCAUUUGCCUCCGCGAUGUGGAGAAGACCCUGCUAUUCAUGGCACCGUUAUGCUUGAAGGAGAAGGCCAAGUCACCCGCCUUGUACCUGGACUUCUGCCUCACGUCGAUUCGAUGCAUCCAAGCGACUGUCGAGUACCUCACCGACCGAGAACAAAUCCGACCCGGUGAUCGACCUUACACUAACGGCUACUUUAUCGACCUGAAGGAACAAAUUUAUCAAUACGGCAGGGAACUUGCCGCCUACAAAAACGGAGAGCUAAGUGAUUCUAUGGAUCUUGACCAGUAUGUGCCGCGUUUUGUGCCUAUUCGACCCAAAGCUGACACCAACAACCAAAGAUCUGAUGAGAUUCGUCUCAUUGGAGGCAUCCACGAGAAUGGCAGACCCGCAGAGCUCGUCCGCGUCAAGAAAGACGGCACUGCCAUCUCUAUGGCCACUGGUAAGCCUGUUGUGCUACAUGACGGUCCCGUUCAGGUGAAGCGCUCCCUCAGCGAGGUGAGAGAAGACGAGGAAGAGAUUAUGCGAUCAAUGGCCCGCCGUAAGAAGAAUGCCUCCCCCGAGGAGUUGGCACCAAAGAGAUGCCGUGAGCCUGGAUGCAACAAGCAGUUCAAGCGCCCUUGUGAUUUGACCAAGCAUGAAAAGACCCACUCUCGUCCUUGGAAGUGCCCGAUGGAGAAUUGCAAGUAUCACGAAUUCGGCUGGCCAACCGAGAAGGAAAUGGAUCGCCAUAUCAACGACAAGCACUCCGAUGCUCCCGCCAUGUACGAGUGCCGGUUCAAGCCAUGCCCGUACAAGUCAAAGCGUGAGUCGAACUGCAAGCAGCACAUGGAGAAGGCCCACGGUUGGAAGUAUAUUCGCACCAAGACGAAUGGAUCCAAGAAGCCUUCCAUCAAGCCCGCCAGCUCAGUCCAGCAGGCCAGCUCGGUCCAGCAAACCCCACCACUGGGCAACGCGUCCACGCCUUCUGAUGCGUACAGUGUCGCCACUCCACCCCAGGAUGGCGUGACUGCUUCCUCUGGCGACUUUCCUCUGUACCCGGCAGACGCCGACUGGCUUGCCACUUAUGGGCUGCAGCCAGAGACUCUGGACACAAUGGAUUUGUCCAUGGAGAACCUCUCCCCAUCUUCAGCUGGUUCAUACGAGAAUUUCCCUCCGUACCAGAACGGUUCACAAUUUAUUACAGAUGAAGAUAUCUAUGCGGCCACGGCUCAGAUGCCGACUCACAUGCCCAACCCUGCCGACUUGAUGAUGUACGGCAAGAUGGCUCAGCCCCCUCUAUCCUUUGAGCACACGCAACACCAGCAACUUCUCGCUGGCAUGCCAAAUUAUCACACCCCACAGCAGCAGUUCCAGGCCCCGCAAAACAACACAUCGCAAUUCUCCCCGAACGCACAGCAGAAUGCUAUGCUAUACACUCCGCUGUCAAUCGAUGAGGAUGAGGGUCACACGGAUAGCUUCCAGGAUGAGAAUGCGGACUUCCAGCUGUUCGAUUCGACCAUGCAAAAGUCGGGCACGGUCCAGCCAUUGUUCGGCGAGAUCCCAAGUGCUGACAUGGGUUUCUCUCAAAACUCUCAAGACAUUUUUCAGCAAAUCGACUUGUCUCAACUGGAAUACCCAUCAUUCCAGGAAUAA
Messenger RNA from Clonostachys solani, 2328 nucleotides. The record is from the annotation of a GenBank genome assembly. NCBI's taxonomy places the organism in Eukaryota, Fungi, Ascomycota, Sordariomycetes, Hypocreales, Bionectriaceae.